GCGAGAGUUGUCGUUUCACCAGCUUUUUUGUCCUCCCUCCGAGAUCCCGAAGAAAUUGAUGGUGAGGAGAGAGCCUGUGCAAGGCGACUUUGCUGGCAGUUCAGGGCUGUACAGCAACUUACGCCACAACGCGGCUGCAUGGCUACGCUUCCGGCUGCAAUGCUGCUUCCCUUCAAUUGAAUUUCUCACUCUUCUCCUCCCUCCGAGGGAAAAAUAGAAUAAAUUAUUCCUCUAAACUCUCACCAACUCCAGCAGUCGGGAGCCAUAGCAAUCACGGGGGACCCUCUCAAAGGUGACGACACUCUGGCUGUCUGUCUGGCAAGGGGCGGAAAAAUCAUAAAGGGGGAAAAGGUUAACUCUUACUAUUUCUUCCUUCUCGCACUCUUUUAAAAUCUUUCUUUGCCCUCCUUACACUCCCAUCUAUUCUCCCGAUUACCGGCAGAAGCCACGACAACGACAGCCCUGAAGCCCACUGCCUCUUUCCUCUGUCCACACGCACGCAGAAGCAGCGUACACUUGACCAGACAUCAUCCAGCUAGCCCGUCAUCUCUAGGACCCAAUAACAUCCGUAACCCGUAAUACUCCAUCACCUUCUAGGCCAGCCCAUCCGUGCCCCCUUGGGGAAAAUCUAUCACGGCUGGCGCCUCUCUUGUGAGUCGCUGCUUCGGAAGCUCAGUACUUUCCAUCGUUGGUCCUACUUGAACAUGGAGCUGUCCCGCUCAGAAUACCCGGGUAUCGUGGGCUCUGUCCAUCCUACUCCUGCGGUCAAGAUCCUGAGGGAUCGCCUACACCGGGUCCAGGUUUUAAACACGGAAAUCGCGGAUUGGCUUCAGGAGCGACGACGAGUCGAGGAACUGUACGCUCAAGGCUUGAAUAAGCUAGCCAAAAGAACGCUAUCGGGCGAUAGGUCAGAUUUAGGGGUGUUUCAAGGUCCAUGGACUCGAAUCGUACAAUCUACGCACUCCGUCGCAUCCUCCCACCAGGAGUUCGCUCAGAAAAUCGAUGCCGAGGUCGAACGCCCGCUACGCGAUUUUACGGUACGAAAUCAGGAAUGGGCUGGAAUGAAAAAUCUAGAGACGAACAUGGCCGCUGUAGCCAAAGCGGUCGACUCGGCAGAGGAGAAGGUUGAGAAACUGAAGAAACGGGGUCCAAAAGCCAAGGCGCAUCAAGUCGCCGAGGCAGCUUCGGCAGCCUCCAAUGCAUUGGCCGAAUGGGACAGUCAGGCGCCGUUUGUGUUUGAGAAAUUCCAGGCCGCAGAUGAGAGUCGGGUCAAUCAACUCCGGGAUGUUUUGACAACCUGGCAAACAUUGGAGGUGGAUCAGUCACAGCGAAGUAUGCAGUCCGCGGAGUCCACUCUGAACAUCAUAUUGGAUAUCAGUACGGAGGAUGAGAUAAGGGGAUUCGCGAAUAAGGCUACUGUUGGGAAGCAAAGGAUUGAAAGGGAGAGAAGUCGAACGGCUAGUAGCGGCGCAACAACGGUUUCUGGGGGCGGCGGUCUGGGGCUUAAACGGAUAGGGACUGUGUUUAGAGCGCGUAACCGGAAUAGCUCGAUACCUUACUUCCAUAGAUCGGCAUCUCCCGGUAAGCGAUCUUCGGAGAGACUAGGGGGCGGUAAAGUCCACCCCCCUCUACCCUCAUCCCCUCAUCCUACAAACAAUGGUUUUGGUCCGUCUAGAGGAGAGAAUAGCUCCUUGGCGGUACCACUAGGAGGGUCGCCUCCUAGGCCAUCGACCGCACGGAGCAUACCGCCUUCGCCAACGCAGAACGGAGAUGCCCACCCUCCGGCUUCCCCCACGGCUUCGGCUGCCGGCCCCUCACAGACACUUCCUACGCCAUCUGUAUUAGUAACAUCAGAAGAGCCACGGAGGGAUGCUGAAGGGUACACCAUUCCACCACCAGUGCAUGAUAUUGGUGGAAGUGCACUACCAGACGAUGAAACUGCAGAUGAGCCAUCCCAACCUCAGUUCAAGGUCGAGAUUAAAAAUGAUGUGAUUCAAGAGGAAGAAGAGGAAGCUGAUGCAGCACUUUCUAAAGUAGCGACAACCCUACGAGCGCAAAACACUGUUUCUAGGAGGAAUAGAGGACGGCGGGAUGCUCGCGAUGUUAGGAACACCAUGUUUAUCCCGAACCCGGCGCCUGAGCCAGUAGAAGGCCUUCCCUCAUCGCCGCCCCUUACCCCAAUAAAGUUCACACCCAAGAGCUCGGCCGUGGCGUCCGAGGCCGGGUCUGAUACUUUGUCAAUCAGAUCCUCGCGAUCCGUGACUAGCCUUGCUAGCUCGCCGAUCAGACAUCCGGAAUUGACGGAAACGGGUCUAUCUGCUUCACUAAUAGAAUCUGUCAGUAUGUCGUUCGAGGCUGGGGCGCCAACAAAGACACUUAUCACUGGGGAAAUUGCCGUGGCUUACAAUCCUAUCGAACCAGUAUCCCUGGACCAGUCGUUCCCUGCAGAGCUCGUGCGCAUGGACAACUUUUCCGUUCUAGAAAAAGUGGCGCCGAACCCUGCCUUCAUCUCAUCAGUCCCGGACCGUGCAGGGGAGUACACAAUGUCACUUGCAAACAUCCACAAAACCUCCGUAGCCUUCAAGUACCAAGUGCACAUCGAUGAAGCUAACGUCGCAGUCUUCGCGCCUAUAAUUGCAACACCCAUCUGGCGCUUAGAACCGCACCAAUCCUCUGUCAUAAUUCACUGGAAACCCAACCCGGGCUUCCGCCGCCUGAGCGGCGCUACGGGGACCUUCACCAUGAAGAAUGUUAUAUUCACCGCCGGGAUUGAAGGCACGCCGGCGACCACUUGCCAGAGUAAGCCCGCCGGAACAUUCUCCCGCGAGAGAGGCCGCCUGGUGUGGAAGCUCGGGGACGUCCUCAUAGACCCGGCGGCUGGCGACGAAGGGGCCAAGAAGCUCGUCGCGAGAUUCCAGACGGAGGGCCAGGCAAGGGCUACACCCGUGGAUAUGCGGUGGGAGAUUAGCGGCGAAGAUGCGAACACCGCUGGUAGCGGACUCACCCUGUCAUCCUUUGAAAAGCCGGAGAAACCGGAGACCGCGGCGGCGGCGGAGGCCGAAGAGGUGGACCCGUUCGCGGACGAGGGUGGGGAGGCCAAGAGCGUUGCAGGCGCGGAUGAGGAGGGGGUGUGGAAGGCGGUGAAUACCAUUAGGAAGGUAAUGGGGGGGAAGUACGUUGCUGUUUAAAGUAGUUUCUUAAUUCUUUAUUAUCAUUGUUGUGACCAUCAUCAUUAUCAUAGUUUUUCCUCAUUUUCGCUUUUUUUCCUUAGGCAAGAGGUGUCACUAGUUUCCUUUCCUUUUUAUUUAUACCUCUUUUGAAGCACUAUCACCAUUUUUCUCCCAACCCCUGCUCACUUAACCUUUCCAUUGAACACUUGGUAUCUCGUGAACUCAUCAUUGCAGUCUAUUUGAAAACUAGGUGUUAGACCCUCUCUUCCCUCUAUCUCUCUCCUCCCUACACUCUCUAAAAAUUUUCCUUUUACUAUUUGUUCUGCAAAAGCCACUAUCUCACCCGCCGUGUCCUUUUUAUUAUUUAUUUUUUUACUUCGUCGUUGGUAUUACUACUCGCCAUACUUAUUUACCUAUUACCUAUCAUUACUACUCUAUUCCCGUUUCGCACGCGGAGUCACUGGGUUGACGUUUUCUUUUUCGUUUUCUUUUUGUCAUGUAUGGUGGGUAUGGGAUGGGAUAGUAUGUAUGGUAGAUAGGGGGUGGAAUUGAAGGAAGGAAGGAUAGCACACUUAGAGUA
Messenger RNA from Tuber melanosporum (Perigord truffle), 3750 nucleotides. RefSeq lists its product as uncharacterized. Gene Ontology annotation, cellular component: endocytic vesicle; cell division site; plasma membrane. The record is from RefSeq and is a predicted model, not a curated record. The transcript has 8 exons. NCBI's taxonomy places the organism in Eukaryota, Fungi, Ascomycota, Pezizomycetes, Pezizales, Tuberaceae. Gene Ontology annotation, biological process: septin cytoskeleton organization. Bases 705 to 3188 code for a protein of 827 amino acids.